Hipposideros armiger (great roundleaf bat) is the source of this 3685-nucleotide messenger RNA. It is a transcript of the gene ME1, whose product is annotated as malic enzyme 1. The transcript is spliced from 13 exons. Gene Ontology annotation, cellular component: mitochondrion. Gene Ontology annotation, molecular function: malate dehydrogenase (decarboxylating) (NADP+) activity; NAD binding. Gene Ontology annotation, biological process: malate metabolic process; pyruvate metabolic process. The record is from RefSeq and is a predicted model, not a curated record. NCBI's taxonomy places the organism in Eukaryota, Metazoa, Chordata, Mammalia, Chiroptera, Hipposideridae. Bases 523 to 2091 code for a protein of 522 amino acids.
GGUCCCACAUCCCUGCCGCUGCUCUCUCUGGCUGAGGGUCCCCCCUUUACCAGGGGCUCGGCUCUUGCGAGGUGGGGGGACCUGGCCUUCCCCCCCACGUGUGUCGGGGGUAAGUAAGGAGCGCACUCGGUGCACCUCACUGAGGCACGUCCCACCCAGUGAUGGGCCAGUCCAGUCGUGAUCAGAAGCGUGAUGGUGAGGGGGUGGGGGAGCGACGCCCGAGGCACCCGCGGCGCCUUCAGGGCCUCGCUCUUCCUCACUAGCCGGCUCGGAGGAUCUCCUGACAUGACUCAGCGUUUCUCACAGGCUGUCCUGCUGGAGACACCGACUUCUUGCCGGCUCCUCCCGCCGCGUCCACCCCCUCUCGCCACUCACGCCCGCCCCCGGCCCGGGGCCCUUCCCCUGGGCGGCCGCCGCCGCCGCCGCCGCCGCAGUACGAUCUGACGCCCCAGAGGCAUCUGCCGCCUGUACCGCGCGUGCCCCACACUCCAGCCGACCCCGCCGCCCUGCCGAGCGCCAGCCAUGGAGCCGGAAGCCCCCCGCCGCCGCCACACCCACCAACGCGGCUACGCCGUGACGCGAAUCCCCCACCUCAACAAGGACUUGGCUUUUACCCUGGAAGAGAGACAACAAUUGAAUAUUCAUGGAUUGUUGCCACCUUGUUUCAACAAUCAGGAUAUCCAGGUCCUUAGAGUAAUUAAAAAUUUUGAGCGCCUGAAUACCGACCUUGACAGAGGUCUCUUUAUUAGUAUCUAUGAUCGAGGGCAUAUUGCUUCAAUUCUUAAUGCAUGGCCAGAAGAUGUCAUCAAGGCUAUUGUGGUGACUGAUGGAGAGCGUAUUCUUGGCUUGGGAGACCUUGGCUGUAAUGGAAUGGGCAUCCCUGUGGGUAAAUUGGCUCUGUACACAGCUUGUGGAGGGAUGAAUCCUCAAGAAUGCCUUCCUGUCACUCUGGAUGUGGGAACAGAAAAUGAGGAGUUACUGAAAGAUCCAUUGUACAUUGGACUACGGCAGAGAAGAGUGAGAGGUCCUGAAUAUGACAGUUUUUUGGAUGAAUUCAUGGAGGCGGUUUCUUCCAAGUAUGGUAUGAAUUGCCUUAUUCAGUUUGAAGAUUUCGCCAACAUAAAUGCAUUUCGUCUCCUAAACAAGUAUCAAAACCAGUAUUGCACAUUCAAUGAUGAUAUUCAAGGAACAGCAUCUGUUGCAGUCGCUGGUAUUCUUGCAGCUCUUCGAAUAACCAAGAACAAACUGUCGGAUCAAACAAUACUAUUCCAAGGAGCUGGAGAGGCUGCCUUAGGGAUUGCACACCUGAUUAUUAUGGCAAUGGAAAAAGAAGGUUUACCAAAGGAGAAAGCCAUAAAAAAGAUAUGGUUGGUUGACUCAAAAGGAUUGAUAGUUAAGGGACGUGCUGCUUUAACCAAAGAGAAGGAGGACUUUGCCCAUGAACAUGAAGAAAUGAAGAACCUACAAGACAUUGUUCAAGAAAUAAAACCAACAGCUCUCAUAGGAGUUGCUGCAAUUGGUGGUGCAUUCUCAGAACAGAUUCUCAAAGAUAUGGCUGCCUUCAAUGAACGGCCGAUUAUUUUUGCUUUGAGUAAUCCAACCAGCAAAGCAGAAUGUACUGCAGAGCAGUGCUAUAAACUAACUGAGGGGCGUGCAGUUUUUGCCAGUGGCAGUCCUUUUGAUCCAGUCACUCUUCCCGAUGGACGGACCCUAUAUCCUGGCCAAGGCAACAAUUCCUAUGUGUUUCCCGGAGUUGCUCUUGGUGUGGUGGCGUGUGGACUGAGGCACAUCACAGAUAAGAUUUUCCUCACGACUGCUGAGGUUAUAGCUCAUCAAGUGUCAGAUAAACACUUGGAAGAGGGCCGACUUUUUCCUCCUUUGAACACCAUUAGAGAUAUUUCUCUGAAAAUUGCAGAAAAGAUUGUGAAAGAUGCAUACCAAGAUAAGACAGCCACAGUUUAUCCUGAACCCCAAAACAAAGAAGCAUUUGUCCGUUCUCAGAUGUAUAGCACUGAUUAUGACAAGAUUCUACCUGAUUGUUAUUCUUGGCCUGAAGAGGCCCAGAAAAUACAGACCAAACUUGACCAGUAGCAUCAUAGCUGACAUUUCUAACUCCAUUAAUGAGAUCUUGACGUCUUUCAUAAUUUUUAAAGAUUAGAACCUUUUAUAAUGAUUCAUAAUAAGCUAGUUUAAGGUAAUUUUACUUCAACAAUCUAAAAAUUUACAGAAGAAUAUUAAUAUACUUUAGGGUAAACAUCACACUAGUCAGUUUUGCUUCAUUUACUUUCUGAUUGUUUAGGGUUUCUCUCUUAUUUUGCACAAGCUCUCUUUAAAAGCUAUUAUACCUACUACUGAGAACCUCAUCAUUUUUGUAUAUAGGGAACUAAUGGGAAGCCCCAAAUAAGUAAUAAAUUGAUAUGAUUAAAAUUAAAAUCCAUAGUUCUUUUCUUGACCAUUUUGUAAAAAUCUACCUUUUUUUUAAUAAAGACAGAAAUGAAUUUAGGCAUAGAUGAACUUUUGCUAAAAAUAGAAACAACACUUUUUUGCCUAGAGAAAAAUAACUUCUCUGGAAUUUUUAUUCCACUCCUAGAUUAUAUUUGGGGUUUUUUUUCAUGUGCAACUGAAUUCUAACAUUUCUAAGAAAGAUAAUUGCUGUUUAUAAUGCCUUGUGCAGCCUUAGAUUUUAAUAUUCUUUCCCCAUUGGUACAUCUUAUCUCCUUGGUCCUCAGUCAGAAUCACUUUUAACAGCAUCCUUCCUUCUCUGUAAGUGUGGUGUCCUUCAAUUCCACAUUGCUGUUGCCGGGCCUUUGCAGACUGUAGCUCCUGUUCAGAGGUCGGUACCUUCAGGCCAGCACAGCCGGAACAGUGGGAAGAGCUGAGAGGAGAGUAGGUCAGCUCCUUGAGAAAGGGCUGCCUGCAGAGUCGACCUCCUAAGACAAAGAUCUCCAGUCAGGAGCAAGAACAUGGUUCUGAGACAAGCUGGGUCCCUCUUGAAUGACCUGCUCUAAUGUCCCCUUGAUUCGCUCAGGUAAUUAAGAGCUCAUUGUGUUGUUACAAUAAACAUAAUUCCUUUGAGUUUGGAGAAAGUUUUGUAGCUACUUCCCUAAUAUCAGAAGUUAUCUUUACAUCAGAUAUGAAAAUAUUUGAAAUAUCAUUAGUAGUUACAGCCCAGAAAUUCAUGAUAAUUUCCAGUUUUACUUUAGAAAUUAAUCAUUGAACUAAUGGAAACAAUUUUAGGUUCUUAAGCUCAGGUACAAUAACAUUUGCUAUUUGUAGAAUUAUUUGGAGAAUUUUCUGUAUUUGAAGUAAUGUUUUUAAAGAGUAUAAGACGUUCAAGGUAAACUACUAUACAAUGAUUUUUAUGAAAGUUGAAGGUUACAUAAAUUGUUUUAAGUGUAAGUAGAAGGGGCGGGGUGUUUUUGAAGGUAAUACUUAAUCAAGAAUUUUCUCAAUAUAGUUAUUUUGAAAGGAUCCAGUAUGCCUAUUUCUUGUCUGUUUCCAUAUUGUCUUGUAGCUCUAACUGAAUGUAUUUACCUAUGCAAAAGAUUUAUUAAAGCAUAGAAAAAGUGAAUGAAUAAAAUAAUUGUCUUUUUCUCUUAAAAUAUCGUUACAUUUAAAAAUGAUAAUGCUGAGUCUUGGUGGUCAUGUGACAGGAUAUUAUGAAUAAAAAUAUUCUAAUAGCUAA